AUAGUCAUAGUCUAGUUUUCCUCCCGCCUCAAUCACGCCACGUUUGACUUCAUCGUCUGGGCUGAACUCAAGUCAAGCCCCAGAAAAGUUGCGCUAAGCGGUCCGGACCCGCCCGGAGCGGCUCCUCGGCAUGCCGGACUGAGCGGCAUGGCUUCGGCCGUCUUCGAGGGCACGUCCCUGGUCAACAUGUUCGUCCGGGACUGCUGGGUGAACGGAGUCCGGAGACUGCUCAUCAGCUCGCGGGGUGACGAGGAGGACUUCUUCGAGAUUCGCACCGAGUGGUCGGACAGGAACGUCCUCUACUUGCACCGCAGCUACUCGGACCUUGGCCGGCUCUUCAGGCGCCUCAACGACUCGUUUCCCGAGGACAGAAGAGACCUGUCCGCUUCGCCACUCACCGAAGGCCUACUGAAAAUCAAAGAAGCAAUCGACAUUGAGGAAAAGCUCAAUGAGGUGGAAAGACUGCUAAAGAACGCCAUUAACAUGCCCUGCAAGUAUUCCAGAUCCGAGGUGAUGCUAACUUUCUUCGAGCGCUCACCGCUGGACCAGGUUCUCCGGAAUGACAAGGUGCACAGAAUUCAGCCUUGUUUCCAGAGCCCGGUCAAGAUUUCAGAGAUCAUGCGCUCAAACGGCUUCUGCCUAGCGAAUACAGAAACCAUCGUGUUCGAUCAUAAGCUCCCAGACGAGAAAGAGAGACCUUCUUCUACGGACUCCAUGGAGCACACGUACGACGAUGGACUGGAGUUCAUGCCGAUGCAGCUGGACGUGUGCGACGAAGAGACGGAGGCCUACGUUACCAACUUGUCCUACUACCAUUUGGUCCCGUUUGAGACGGACAUCUUGGAAUGACAGCUUUGUUUGAACUAUUUAACCGUUGAAUAAAUUGAAAAACCACCAGCAAAGUUGGCACCAGUCGAACAUUUCUGGUGAUCCAUCAUUGAAGGACCUCGCUGCUUCCUGGCCAUGUAAAAUUCAAAGUCAGCAGUUUCAACACCUACUCUGGACUUCCUGUGGGAAUACAAUUAGUUGUUAAGAAGCCCAUUCUGCCAUCGUUGUUUCUUUUGCUAUUUUGGUACCACUAAUGCAACCUCUUAGGGGGAUUUGAGUGGCGGAUUUUGAAGCUUUGACAGCUAAAGCAAUGGAUUCUUUCACGUGGAAGUGGCGAAACUAAAUAUCCGUCCCGGUGUGCCACACGGAACACUUUGUGGUACCUUUAGCGCAAACGCCAAAGCUGAGAUUUUAGUUAAACGUGCUGCACUAAAGACUUCAAGUCUGUUUGUAUUUCCGCUUAGCGCAGACUAGAAUGAGUAUCGGGGUCAUGUGAUGCGCUGAGCUGCCAGUGCAAAAGAGGUCAGUGAGUUCAGUCUGAAGACCUGAAUGUGGGAGUCCACCGCAGGGGGGAACAAGCAGACUCAAAAUGGCCUCUCUUUAAACUUUUAAGCAAACAGCUGAGCAGGAUUAAUUUCUUUUGUGUUGGGUUGCACUUUUGCUGUCCUCAAGCGCCUUCAGACCACCAGACAAAAUGUAAAAUGGUAAACUUGUGUUGUUUGUUUUGUCGAAUGAAUCCAUUUUCGCCACUUGAAUCACAAAAGCUGAAGACACCACAUGUGGGCUCAAGACAACUCACGUUCAGUAUUGUACCCCCCUGCAAAUACUGAGGCAUUCAAGCCUCACAAAGUUGGCACACGAGGCCUCAGCAUGGGUCUGUUUAGUAACACAGUCAUGGUCGCCAUUCAGCCAGUGAGAAAGUACAGCUCGUUCUCACAGAGAAGUUCUUAAGUUCUGGCACUUUGCCUUAAAACACAUUAUUUAAAAGGUUAAAACAUCUGAAGUAACCCUUCACAAGCAUGUUCAUAAUUAUGACAUACUGGGCUGGCACACCAGGCCAAUUCAGUGAUGACCAGCAGACCUUAACAUAAUAUGACAGCUUUAAUGAUUUUAUUUUAUUAAUGUGAAUAAAUAUGAUUGGUUUGGGGAUUAUAAUGACAGGAAUGUUCGUGUUAAUUUUCUGUUAACUAUUCUCACAGUAUUAAAAUUUAUAUUUUAAUAAAAUGACUUGUGGCGUGCUA
Messenger RNA from Corythoichthys intestinalis (scribbled pipefish), 2069 nucleotides. It is a transcript of the gene pxdc1b, whose product is annotated as PX domain containing 1b. Gene Ontology annotation, molecular function: phosphatidylinositol binding. Lineage: Eukaryota; Metazoa; Chordata; Actinopteri; Syngnathiformes; Syngnathidae. Bases 148 to 849 code for a protein of 233 amino acids. The transcript has 5 exons. The record is from RefSeq and is a predicted model, not a curated record.